Molecule: messenger RNA, 1967 nt
Organism: Propithecus coquereli (Coquerel's sifaka)
Lineage: Eukaryota; Metazoa; Chordata; Mammalia; Primates; Indriidae
Gene: ZNF614
Product: zinc finger protein 614
Exons: 4
Coding region: 1-1779 (592 amino acids)
Biological process (GO): regulation of DNA-templated transcription
Source: RefSeq, a predicted model, not a curated record
AUGGCCGCGCCCGUGGUGGUCCCGCUAAAGCUCCAGUCUGAGGAAUCGCUGACCCUGGAGGAUGUGGCUGUGGAGUUCACCUGGGAGGAGUGGCAGCUCCUGGGCCCUGCGCAGAAGGACCUGUACUGGGACGUGAUGCUGGAGAACUAUAACCAUUUGGUGUCACUGGGGUAUCAAGCUAGCAAGCCAGAUGCACUGUCCAAGUUGGCACAAGGAGAAGAACCAUGUGUAAUAGAAGGUAAAAUCCAGAAUAGAAAUUGUCCAGGAAUCAGAAAAGCUGACAGUUAUCUGCAAGUACACUUUCCAUACCAAAGAUUUCUGCGGAGCAUGCGACAAUGCAGUGAAGAGAACGUGUUUAGAAAUAUUGUUCAUCUGAGCAAAACACAUUUGCCCCUAGUGCAAAAUCGUGAUAUGUUUGACUUAUGUAGACAAACUUUGAAAUCAUGUUUAAGUUUAGUCAACCAGAAGAGAAGAUAUGAAACAAAUAACUCUGUUGAGUUUAGUGGAGGUGAGAAAACCUUUCUACAUGGUAAACAGGAACAUAUGUAUACUAAUAUUCAAUUCCCUGAAAGUAAAAAGUCUAUCGAUGCUAAAUUCCAAGUCUUUAAGCAUCAGAGGACUCAGAAAAUUGAGAAACUCCAUGCAUCCAUUGAGUUUGAGCAGACCCUCCUCAGGAAGUCUCAGUUGGUUUGCCAAGAGAGCAUUCAUGCAGGAGAGGAUUCUAGAAGUGGUCAGUGUGAGAAAUCAUCUAGAAGUGUCAUGGUCACUAAGCAUCUGAAAGCUCAUACAAGAGACAAAGCCUUUAUACCUAAUGAAUACAGAAAAGGCUCUACUGUGAAGAGCAGUCUCAUCGCACAUCAGCAAACCCAGACAGAAGAGAAAUCCUAUGUAUGCAGUCAGUGUGGAAAGGGCUUUACGAUGAAGCGCUAUCUAAUUGCUCAUCAGCGAACUCAUAGUGGAGAGAAACCUUACGUAUGUAAUGAAUGUGGAAAAGGCUUCACUGUGAAGAGCAAUCUCAUUGUACAUCAGCGAACUCAUACAGGGGAGAAACCUUAUAUUUGCAGUGAAUGUGGAAAAGACUUCACCAUGAAGCGCUAUCUUGUUGUUCAUCAGCGAACUCAUACGGGAGAGAAGCCCUAUGUAUGCAGUGAAUGUGGGAAAGGCUUUACGGUGAAGAGCAAUCUCAUUGUACAUCAGCGAUCUCAUACAGGGGAAAAGUCUUAUAUAUGCAGUGAAUGCGGAAAAGGCUUCACUGUGAAGCGCACUCUUGUCAUACAUCAGCGAACUCAUACAGGAGAGAAAUCUUAUAUAUGCAAUGAAUGUGGAAAAAGCUUCACCACAAAGCGCACCCUCAUUAUACAUCAGCGAACUCAUACAGGAGAAAAACCCUAUGAAUGCAAUGAGUGUGGUAAAGCCUUCAGCCAGAAAAUAUGCCUCAUACAACAUGAGCGAUGUCACACAGGAAAGACUCCCUUUGUGUGUACUGAGUGUGGAAAAUCCUAUUCACACAAAUACGGUCUCAUUACCCAUCAGAGAAUUCACACGGGAGAGAAGCCUUACGAGUGCAAUGCAUGUGGGAAAGCCUUCACCACAAAGUCGGUACUCAAUGUGCAUCAAAGAACUCAUACGGGAGAGAGACCAUAUGGAUGCAGCAGUUGUGAGAAAGCCUUUUCCCACUUAUCAAACCUUGUUAAACAUAAGAAAAAGCACGUAAGAGAAAUGGGCAGAAUCAGUGAAGUUGAAAAUUCCUCUAACAGAGAGUCACAGCUUAUUACUUAAAAAUGAACUUACGCAAAACAAAAAGCUUAUGAAUGCAAUGGCUGUGGAAAUGCCUUUUGUGGCACCUCAGACUUUCUCAAACGGGUUUGUUUCUAGCAGAUUGGGAUGUAAUCAUUGUGCUGCCUGCUGUCAGAUGUGUGCCCUCAGGAGACGAAAGAAUUCGCCCAGAUGAUAAACUUGGUGAAUAC